CGUUUAAGUGUUGUCAUCUCUGUUAUGCGAAUAUGAGUAUUUACAGCAGCAGAAUUUGGCCUCGUGUUAAAGGCAAAUUUUCCCCCUUUUCCUUUCGUGGUUGUCUAGAUUGUCCUUCUUGAGUUGCCGUAGACUUGUGGCUGGUAUCUUAGCAACGCUGACUAACAAAUGUGAAAAACCACUGAGAUAUUGAGUAACCUGUAACUCUUGAAUUAGUUUGGCGGUAAUUAUCAACCGUGUUUUGUUUGUUUCGACCGAAAUUCACCUAUAGUGCUGACGAACGAUUUUGCACAAUUCAACUACCGCUGAUCCCUAACUAGCCGGUUGUUUGCCGUCAACGGACCCCUCGUGGUUGCAGCAUCCAGAAGAUGGACGGGAUGCGAAAUGUGGCGUCUUGUCGCAUUUAUGUGGAGAGGACCUUGGCACUGAUAAAACCAGAUGCAAUCCACAAAGCAGAGGAAAUCGAGGACAUUAUCCUCAAAUCUGGGUUCACUAUUUUGCAGAAACGGAGGCUGCAGCUAAGUCCACAGGAGUGUAGUGACUUCUACGCAGACCAGUUUGGACAGCCCUUCUUUCCCAGUUUGACUGCCUUCAUGAGCUCUGGUCCCAUUAUGGCCUUGACCCUGGCCUGCGACAAUGCCGUUGCCCACUGGAAGGCCAUCAUAGGGCCUGACAACAGUGCCAAGGCCAGAGAAACUCACCCACAAUGCCUGAGAGCAAGGUAUGGCACUUCUGAUCUACAUAAUGCGCUCCAUGGCAGCGAGACGCUCACUGCAGCUGAGAGGGAGAUCAAAUACAUCUUCCCAAACUCUGUAAUUGAGCCCAUUCCAAUGGGAGACGCAGCCAAAGAAUACCUGAGCAAGUAUGUGAACCCAACUCUACUCCGUGGACUCACUGAGCUCUGCAAGCUGAAGCCACUCAAUCCCUGUAUUGUGCUUGCUGACUGGCUGAUCAAAAACAACCCAAACAAGCCUCAGAUAUAUGAAGGAACCAUUGUGGAGGAAGCACAAUGA
Molecule: messenger RNA, 1013 nt
Organism: Myripristis murdjan (pinecone soldierfish)
Lineage: Eukaryota; Metazoa; Chordata; Actinopteri; Holocentriformes; Holocentridae
Gene: nme5
Product: NME/NM23 family member 5
Exons: 5
Coding region: 369-1013 (214 amino acids)
Biological process (GO): CTP biosynthetic process; negative regulation of oxidative stress-induced intrinsic apoptotic signaling pathway; GTP biosynthetic process
Cellular component (GO): cilium
Molecular function (GO): nucleoside diphosphate kinase activity
Source: RefSeq, a predicted model, not a curated record